CUGCUGUUGUCUGGCCGACGUUUCUCUCUCUAGAAGAUGCAUUCCCUCGAUCUCCUCCUCUUUUGAAGAUUCUCAGAUAUUGUGUGUAUAUAUAUUUCCCUUUGUCAUAUACUCGAAUUUAUACACAUAAUACACAUGUAUAGUAUAUAUAUAUCAAAAAUCAAAAUCUAUAGAUACAUAUAAAUAGAAAGAUAAAAACUGUUUAACCCGUCGGUGAAGUAGUUUGUACAAAAAAGACACGAAAAACCAGAUAGAUAGAUAGAUAGAGGCAGCCAGAGUUGUGGAUAAGAAUGCUGCCGGCAAGAUAUUUGGUGGCCGUGGUAAUUUCCGGCGUGUUAAUGUCGGCGGCGGCGGCGGCUUUAUACGGCGAAGGGACGCUGAGUUUCGCUCUCGAGAGGGCGUUUCCGACGAGUCACGGAGUUGAGAUGAGUCAACUCAGAGAGCGAGACCGAGUCCGCCACGGCCGAAUCUUGCAGUCCUCCGGCGUCGUUGAUUUCCCCGUCGAAGGCACUUACAAUCCCUUUCUCGUUGGGCUUUACUUUACUAGGGUUCAGUUGGGUUCUCCACCGAAAGAAUUCUAUGUACAGAUUGAUACUGGAAGCGAUGUCUUGUGGGUGAGUUGUACGUCUUGCAAUGGCUGCCCAACGUCGAGUGGACUUCAGAUCCCGCUUGAGUUCUUUGACCCAUCGAAUUCACCUACAGCUUCGGUGAUAUCGUGUUCAGACCAGAGGUGUGCGCUUGGAGAACAAUCUUCCGACUCGGGGUGCUCUACUCAGAAUCAAUGUAGUUACACGUUCCAGUAUGGGGAUGGUAGUGGGACAUCGGGGUAUUAUGUAGCAGACUUUAUCCAUUUUACUACGGUUGUGGGGAUUUCUAUGAACUCAAACACGUCGUCUCAAGUUGUUUUUGGAUGUAGCACGUCUCAGACUGGGGAUUUAACUAAGCCCGACAGGGCAGUUGAUGGAAUCUUCGGAUUUGGCCAGCAGAGUAUGUCUGUAAUCUCGCAGCUUUCAUCACAAGGAGCAACGCCAAAUGUGUUCUCCCAUUGCCUGAAAGGCAGCAAUGGCGGGGGUGGCAUAUUGGUACUAGGUCAGAUCGUGGAGCCCAGUAUAGUUUACACUCCACUUGUCCCAUCACAGAUGCAUUACAAUUUGAAUUUGCAGAGCAUUUCUAUUAACGGGCAGCCUUUGCCGAUUAGCUCGCAAGUAUUUGCAACAUCAAGCAACAGAGGGACGAUAAUAGAUUCUGGAACAACUUUGGCAUACCUUGCAGAGGAGGCUUAUGACCCUUUUGUAAAUGCAAUAACCCAGGCCGUUUCAGCAUCUACACGUCCUCUCGUUGCCAAGGGAACCCAAUGCUACUUAACGACCUCCAGCGUCUCCGAUAUAUUUCCCACUGUUAGUUUGAAUUUUGCGGGUGGUGCAUCAAUGAUGUUAAAGCCUGAAGACUACCUUUUACUACAAAACUCCAUUGGCGGAGCUGCAGUGUGGUGCAUUGGGUUUCAGAAACUUCAAGGCCAAGGGAUUACCAUUUUAGGAGAUCUUGUCCUGAAAGACAAAAUCGUUGUUUAUGAUUUGGCAAACCAACGGAUUGGGUGGACAAAUUAUGACUGUUCAACAUCAGUAAAUGUUUCCACGACCACGAGAUCGGGCAGAAGUGAAGUCGUCGAUGCAGGGCAGAUAAAUAACAACGCGGCCGGGUUGCGAGUUAAUCCUUAUGAGGUGAUGGGAAACAUUGUUGUUGCUCUCUUGUUACAUGUAUUGGCAUUUGGCUGCUACUCUGUUUUGUUGUAACAUUUGGUGUGUAGCUAGAGUUGUUUUUUUUUUUUUUUUUUUUUUUUUUUUUGGGUUUUGUGUACAGAGUCAGUCCAAUAUUUAUUUGAACCACAGGCACACCUAUCUUUAGUAACAAUGCAGCAGCAGCAGCAGCCGUUUAGGUUGUCUUUUGUAUUGAACAUACCAAACAAUUUGUGUAGUGACAACACCUUCCCGGAGUGACCAUCACUAAUAUUUUGUUCUAAUAAUUAAUACAUAAUUUAUGCCUGUCA
Molecule: messenger RNA, 2047 nt
Organism: Ipomoea triloba (trilobed morning glory)
Lineage: Eukaryota; Viridiplantae; Streptophyta; Magnoliopsida; Solanales; Convolvulaceae
Product: aspartic proteinase-like protein 2
Exons: 10
Coding region: 291-1793 (500 amino acids)
Biological process (GO): proteolysis
Molecular function (GO): aspartic-type endopeptidase activity
Source: RefSeq, a predicted model, not a curated record